Exophiala viscosa is the source of this 1946-nucleotide messenger RNA. Its product is annotated as Dor1-like family-domain-containing protein. Gene Ontology annotation, cellular component: COG complex. The record is from RefSeq and is a predicted model, not a curated record. Lineage: Eukaryota; Fungi; Ascomycota; Eurotiomycetes; Chaetothyriales; Herpotrichiellaceae. The transcript has a single exon. Gene Ontology annotation, biological process: cytoplasm to vacuole targeting by the Cvt pathway; intra-Golgi vesicle-mediated transport. Bases 124 to 1893 code for a protein of 589 amino acids.
CACACAGAUCGUGACACUUUGCUUUGUACAACGAUGGGAUCAUGAGUGUCAUCCGCAUCUCUUCUGAUUGAACGGGCAGAGAACUGACAAUGUAACUUGGCUGUUGAGAGCUUUGCCACCGCAAUGGCCGACCCUCUUUACGACCUCCUGAGACCACAUCUCCCACAGGCCGGUACCUCAUCCAAUUCAGCCACCAGCCCAGAAAUCUCAAGAUAUCUCUCACGCAUAGUGUCUCUACGCUUGAACGACCUCACAACCACCGAGCCACAGUCUCUAUCCCAAGCAGCGCAUUCCAACUUAGUCUCCAUCCAAGCAUUGAGUUCGCGCUCUCAUCGCACAACAACCACCUCAUCCGAUCACCUAUCCACACUUCGCACGUCAUUAGCAUCUCUAUCGUCCUCAGUCGAGGCGCUGAGAACCGCCAUCCCAGACCUCGACACCAGUGCUGUCACUUUCGCUACAUCAUACAACCGCGCCAAAGACGACACCACAGGGGGCAAUGCCCUUCUCAACGCGAGGCGCGAAACCGCCCUCCUCGCCCGCCAGGCGGACAAGGCUCAAGAUAUCCUCGAACUCCCAUCAUUACUAUCAGCUGCCAUCGCUUCAGCGAGUACCACCAGCACAAACGCGAACGCCACCUCAACGUCGGGAACAAACUACACCCAAGCCCUCGACCUCUUCGCGCACAUCAAGCGCCUACAGAUCCUGUACCCAGACUCCCAAUUAAUCAAGUCCAUACUCGCAGACGCGGAACUCGCCAUGAAGGACAUGACGACAAAUCUCAUCGCCAGUCUGCGCUCGCAGAACAUUCGUCUCGCGGCGGCCAUCCGGAUGAUAGGCUGGCUACGACGCGUCGCGCCCGAACUGGGAACAAGCACAACUCCGAGCAGUCAACCCAAAGCACAAUCUCACUUCGGCCUAUCCUCAACUCAACCAUCAACCCACGACGAAGGCCACUUCGGCGCCCUCUUCCUCUGCGCCCGCCUCUGCACAUUCCUCACCAUGACCGAAGCACUCGCACCGCUGCGUGACCUCGCCGACCAAGAAACACAGGUUCGACAAGCGAAUGCCGCUGGCAUCAGUACCAGUACAUCAACACCACCACGCCCGACACCCCCGCGCAAGGCCUCCGGUGUCGGCGCCAACGCGCUAAGCGGCCAACAAACCGAACGCUACUUGAAACGCUAUAUUGAGAUCUUCCGCGAACAGUCCUUCGCCACGAUAAGCAUGUACCGCAACAUAUUUCCCGAUGACGAAGACGGCGCCACUACUUCUGGUCUAACAGCGCAGGACAAUCCAUCACUGUCGCUCACCCUCCCACCAGCCCUUCAAUCCUUCCCACUACAUCUAGUCGAGCUCUUCAUGGCCACAUUGAAAGAGUACCUGCCGAAUGUGACCGACCCCGCUACUCGUGAGAGUCUGUUGAUGCAAGUCCUCUACGCGGCGAAUAGUCUAGGCAGACUCGGUGCGGAUUUCAGCUUGAUGAUCGCCGUGCUUGAUGUGGAUGGCGAGGUUGACGAAACAUCUUACCUGGAGACUGCGCCUGACCCUCAGGCUGAAAGUGAGACCGAAGCCGGCGCUCAACCGAAGGUCCAGACAGAAGAGGGUGACUUGACCGUUGAGCAGAGGGGAGAAAAUGCUGGAGCUGAGGCAAACGGCGACACUGAGACCAACGGUGAGAAUGCAGAGAAGGCAGAUACCAAUGGCGAGACGGAAACGACGGAGGAACCGGAGGAGGCGCCACCAGAGGAAGAAAAGCCACCUCAACCCGACCCAGAAUGGAUUGCGGUCAUCAAGAAGCACCGUGUUCAGGCUGCGAGGUUGGAAGCAUUGGCCGCGGGUCAGGACCGGGUUGUUCAAAGACGAGAGUCCAGCGACGUUGCCGUGCGAUGACCCAUGGCAAGUAUCAUGUAAUUGAUCAUGUGGAAUUAGAUAUAAAAUACUCC